Molecule: messenger RNA, 2146 nt
Organism: Stylophora pistillata
Lineage: Eukaryota; Metazoa; Cnidaria; Anthozoa; Scleractinia; Pocilloporidae
Product: equilibrative nucleoside transporter 1
Biological process (GO): nucleoside transmembrane transport
Cellular component (GO): plasma membrane
Molecular function (GO): nucleoside transmembrane transporter activity
Source: RefSeq, a predicted model, not a curated record
UUCAAGUAAACGGUUCUCUCAGACACUAUUUUCAGUGAAAAUGCUGUUUCUUUUGUCUUCGUUACACGAAUGUGCAUUGUUUUCUUUUUACAUGCGUCGAAUUUCUGUCUGAACAAGCUCACGUGAGUGAAAACAGACACCCUGGAUUUUGCUGAAAACAUUUCUAGUUUGCAUAAUUUCUGUUGUGAUCGUUGAGGAGGCUUCGUCGACAAGUGUCUUGCCACUGGUUUGGAAAAUAACUUGUAGCAGCAUAAAGCAAAUGGGAAAAAAAGAGGAAAAUGAUCACGAAGCAAAAGAAAGAUUAUUAGGUGAUGAUGUAAACCCUCAAGUCGAACCGGCAGACAAGUUCAAUGUGGUCUACUUCAUUAUGCUCAUUCAAGGAGUGGGUACCCUGUUGCCCUGGAACAUGUUCAUUACUGCACAUGCAUAUUUCCAAGAGAAAUUAAAGGCAAACGAAGAUCUGAAGCACAGCUUUGAGAAUUACUUUUCAGUAGCAGCCAUGGUGCCCAAUGUUGUUAUGUUCCUAAUCAACACUCUUUUUAAGCACAAAGUUCCACUGCAAGUUAGAAUGAUUACAUCAGUGUGUAUCAUGACAUUGUGUUUUAUUUUGACGACAGUCUUGGUAGUGAUUGACACUUCAAAAUGGACAACAGAUUUCUUUUAUAUCACAAUUGGAACUAUUAUUCUAAUUAACAUGAGCAGUGCAAUUUAUCAAGGAGGACUCUUUGGUGUCUGUGGAAUGAUGCCUCCGAGAUACACUGGCGCUGUAAUGACUGGCCAGGGUGUUGGAGGCACAUUUGCUGCCUUAGCGAGUAUAUUUUCACUGCUAGGAGGAAAGGAUGCUGUUAGCAGUGGCUUUGGGUAUUUCAUGUCAGCAGCAGUAGUUCUUACUCUCUGUCUUUUCACAUACAUCAUGUUAAAUAAACUGAAAUUUGCUAGACAUUACAUUGCAUCACAGAGUAGAAGAACUGAAAUCAUGAGCUCAAAUAAUGGAAGUGAACAGAUUGAGAGGCUGGCAAACUGGCAAAUACCAGCUUCAAAACAGUCAGGAAACAUACAACACUCAACACUAAGUUUGGAUAACGAGGCACUUCUGUCAGUUAAGUAUCAUCCAAAAGAAGCUGAAGCUUUCAAGAAUGAAAGGCCUCCUUUUCUGUUGAUAUUUAGACAGAUCUUUAAGCUGGCUUCAUCUGUUGCAUUUGUAUUCUUUGUGACAUUAGCAGCUUUUCCUUCAUUGACAUCAAGAAUACAAUCAGUGCACAAAGGGGAUGGCUCAGAAUGGACAGAAACCUAUUUUGUUCCUGUAACAUGCUUCCUUUUGUUCAAUAUUGGUGACUUCUGUGGCAGACUGGCAGCAUCUUUCACACAAUGGCCUGGAAAAGAUGGCUACCUUCUGCCAGUUCUCUGUUUCUUGAGAGUGGUGUUCCUUCCUUUGUUUGCAUUUUGUAAUGCCCUACCGAGAAAAAAUCCCAAUCUACUAUUUUUCAAUGAGGAUUACUACCCAAUAAUAUUCAUGGUACUAUUUGCCAUCUCAAAUGGCUAUCUUGGAAGUCUGUGCAUGAUGUAUGGACCAUCCAUGGUAGAGCCUAAACAUGCAGAAACAGCAGGAACUAUGAUGGCUUUCAUGCUCAUCAUUGGUUUAGGAGUUGGAGCAGGAUUUUCUUUUGUGAUCACGAUGUUUCUCUGAAAACAAUUGUACCAAGCUGCUUACAGAUCAGAAGUUCUGGUGCCUCAAACCUAUCUCUUGUAGAAGUAACAUUCUGAUUGUCUUGCUAGUGCCAAGUGCAGUACUUGCAGUGACAUUAGAGCAUUUUUCAGGCUUAAGGGCUGUGUUAUAUCAAUGGAUUUCAAGGCCUAGAUGUUGUGUUUGAUUCCAGAAGUGGAUUUCCAUGGAAAUUGUUCAUAUCUACAAAUGUGGGGUUUUUACUAAAUCUGGUGUGAUUGGUAGGUUGGCAAAUCCUUGACCAAAUUCUCCAAGGAUUGUCUCAAAAAACAAUGUUUGUGGUGGAUGGAGGCCAGUCUAGUUGAUAUUUUAAAGAACAGAUCCAGCAAAUAUAGGAGCAGACAAAUCAUAGCAUGAAGUAAAGAAAAAAAAAAAAACAAUUGUUUGUGUCUGAAAUGUUGAUGUAAUAUUUCAAAAACUCGU